Molecule: messenger RNA, 12416 nt
Organism: Hippoglossus stenolepis (Pacific halibut)
Lineage: Eukaryota; Metazoa; Chordata; Actinopteri; Pleuronectiformes; Pleuronectidae
Gene: nfatc3a
Product: nuclear factor of activated T cells 3a
Exons: 10
Coding region: 6130-9543 (1137 amino acids)
Biological process (GO): cytokine production; regulation of transcription by RNA polymerase II; calcineurin-NFAT signaling cascade
Cellular component (GO): transcription regulator complex
Molecular function (GO): RNA polymerase II cis-regulatory region sequence-specific DNA binding; DNA-binding transcription factor activity, RNA polymerase II-specific; transcription factor binding
Source: RefSeq, a predicted model, not a curated record
UCAUGCUGUCUGUGCUGGUGGUAAACUUCACAAACAACGUGUUGUUAGCUAGUGCUGCCUGAAACUUGCCCGGCAGCUCUCGGCUCCGCGCCGGCUCCCCGGCACUAAGCGCUCUGUCGCAGAGGAACCGACCUUUACUACAGUUUUUUAUCCGGGUUUAUUUUGUUGCUGUUUCCGUUUAGACGAAUUGAGACAUUAAAAAAAACAAAAACAUCACGCGUCUUCCCAUUUCACGGUCGCGCCGCUAGUGUCCACAACAACACCGGCUGUCAGUUGCUCGACAUGCUAGCGGUGUUAGCAGACGCGCUGCUUUUUUUUGUCGCGUGCGAAUCAAGUUUUUAAAACGUGUGAAACGCCAGUAGUCUGUGUGACGGAGAACCUGUCUGCGGCGUGUAGCCGUGGCAGACUGCAGCCCGGGCACACAGGCGCGUUGUUGACACGGUGUAAGCUCAGUUUGGCCGAGGAAAGGAAGAGUUUGAAUGUCACUUGAUGCACAUUUCGGGCGAAGCACCACACGCUACUGUUGUCAAAACUUUUACUAUCUCACUGUUUACACAAUAAGUCAAAGGUAGGACAAGGCAUGUGGACUGCGUCAUUUCACUGUAAACAGUCGGUGCUGCAAGUAAAUAUUUAUUACUGUCUACUGACAUUUAAAUAAAUAAUAAAACGUUAAUUUAAUUUAGUUAAACGUGUGAGAUAGACAGACUAUUUCAGACUGGGGAUAAUAGGCAAUGCAACUGUAACAAGAGGAGGCACAAAAUAAGAGAUUAAAAUAAACAUAUAUGAAUAAUAGUUUCUCACAAAGAGACAACCAUAGGCGACCAAUGUCUCUACAGCUGGGUUAGAUAUUAGUGGUGCUUGAUAUUUGUACCUAUAAAAUAUGAAUGGAAGCGGUAAGUUUCCACAGCGAUAAUGACAACAAAUUGUUUAAUAUUGUGUGCAUGAAUAGUUAAUUACAGCCUGACUAGUUUAAUUCAGGUUAAGAAAUUCAAAUUGAAAAAAAUAUAAUCUAAAAGGGAAUAAGGAAAUAAAUUCUGUAAUAAUAAAAGCACACAAAAAGUGUUAAAAUGAAGUGGCGUAUUAAUAAUGAGUUUUCAGAUUUUAUUUUCAAAUGAGAGGAGACUGGUUACAUUGAGGUGAGAUGGCCCACGCAUUGUCGUGUCCCUUCACAGGCCUUAUAUGUGGGAGUAAAAAGUUCGGAAACUAACUCUAUCUUACGCAGUGCAAGCUAAUUUAAGCCUGUUAACGUUUGUCAACUUUAUCAAUAGGUUAAGCUAUCGCAAGACCUCUUAGUAACCUUUUUGAUUUUCUAAAAAUUGCAGUUUAAAUUUUGAAAUCAGUUUGUCAUUGAAAUUUUAUUUGUUAUACGUCACAAAUGUCAGGGACAUAAAAUAAUAGAGAUACGUGUAAUCAUCAGGUAAUUUUAAUUAUGCUUUCUCAUGCAGUAUUGAGGAAUUUCUGUCAGAUUAAUGAUAUGGUGAGUCUGUCAGGAGAAGCUCCAGUAAUUUUCUUUUCAUACCCAGGGCAGAUGAAAGAAAAAGUUGAAAUAGUAGAGUGGAAGGCAUAAUGUAUGUUGUGCAUGAGACAAUGACAAUACAACACUAUGGCAAACUUGAAAACAGUCUUUAUUCCAGUGGAUCAUUGAUCUUAUAUGAUAAACGAGUUGCCGUAGCUGCAUGACACUCUCAUUUCUCUCUUACUCAGACUAAGCAAUGCUUCAAAAUAAUUCAUUACAGAUGAGCAUGAUUCCAUUAGAAUUACAGUAGCAACAAAGUGAAUAGAAUUUAGAUAUAUAUAUUUGAUGGGUCAGAUGUUUUGGAUGAAGUUUGGGAAAACAUUCAAGUGUUGUUUAGUUAUCGUGCAGAAGUUAAGAAGCUGGUGUUGAGUAGAGAUCAUUUGGUGGUGAUUUAUCUGAUGACUGCAGAUGCUGGAAAACAGUGAAAUAUUAACUUAGAAGCAGGCACUCGCUCGGCAGGGAUUUUCAAACGUAGUCUGCAUCAAGCGUCACAGUUGUAGAAAAAAAAAAAAGGUAGAUUUCCAUUGUGGUAACUAGAUUCAAUUGGUGAAUCAAAUGAAAAGCUAUUGGAAGUGACUGAAGUGGCUGUUGAAAUGAUCAGUUAUCUGAUGUUUCUAUAAUGUAUAAUACAUCCUUUGUUAUUCCUGGGAAUGAAAAGCUGCUGCUUUUUAGGUUUGGGUUUGUCAUUUCAUUAAAAUUUGGGUAAGAGUCUUAAGACACUAUAUAUUAUCCAAAAGCGGAGUGAGUUAAGAAAAGGUCAUGAGCUGGAUUUAACCUCCCAAAAUAAUGCAUGUGUGGCAUUUGCCUCGGUCUGCUCAUCCAUGCUAAGUUGAGCUCCUUCAUUUGUUUCUGUCGUUGGGCCUAAACGAUUGGAACCAGUCAUUUCUCUGGCUUUGUCCUUUUCGUGAAUCUUUGGCAAAGUAUGCGAAGGUUUGGCUUGUGCUAUCAUAGAUCAAUUUUUCCUUUCAUUAAAAAAGAAGUUUAAUUUGGAGAUGGGACGAGGGAAAAAAACUGCAGCUGGAAUAAGCGUAGGAAUAAAAGCACCACUGUGUAAGUGGUUUUAAUCUGGUCCAGACUGUAUGACUUGGCCCAUAAGGGGGGUGCCUGUCCAAAUUAAUAACGGAGGUGUAAUACAGAAUCACACAGCCAGAGUAACAGGGAGGUGCACGCUGCUGCAUUGGUCUCCAUCGCUGAAGGCAAGGCUCAAGUCCAGACUUGUUUUUUGUAACAAGCUCUUCUGUAAAUAUCUGGCAGGUUUCUACUUCACUGAGCGUCUUCAUUUGUACAUGCUGCUUGAAUUGGGCUGUGAUUGCUGUCAUUUGAAAAUGAAUGUAGAUGUUAGAUUUAAAUAUCAUGAACAGGAGAGGUAAAAACUCCCAAAACCAGAACAAAAACCACAAGUUUUCUAUAUUACCAAAAGUUCUAAUAUUUUAGAUAAUGUUCUUAACUUUCCAAAAACAGUGCUCUUAUGUAAGCAGGUUGCAUCCUCCUUUUCAUCUUAUUCUUUAAUGGAGUUGAGUUGUGGAUGUUGGACUCCUGUGCACUUUUACUUUUACUGAGUCCAAGCGUCUGUUAUCUCACUCUUUUUCAGCGUUUCUACUUACACAUGUGAAUGUGAUUAAAGUCUCUGUAAUGGUUUGGUGCACAACAACACCCUGUCUCUCGUUUUUUUGGGUUCUUUUCUUUGUCCGUUUGUAUCGCUGUGUGUCUUCAUGUGUUUUCUUGCUAUGAAACAGUCACUUCUUCGAGGUGAAUUAAGCCAUUGUUCGAUUCAAAGUCAUUGAACAUUGAUUUCAGGGUUUUCCCCUGAUUCCCUCUGUGGAUUAGCUUACCUAGAAAAUGAGAUAUUGUCAUUAGUAUUUCACUGAAAACAUUGCAUGGCUAAAUUCAAUACUCAACAAAGGCUUUGUAUUUUAACUAAACUGGUGAAUCUUACAUUAGUAAUGAUGCUUAUUAAAAACCUCCUCUUGGAAUAUGUUUCUCUUAGAAAGGGGAAUGACCUCAUUAACGGUUUACUUAGUUGUAUUCCUAAAUCGAAACAUGUGGUUUUAUUAUUUGCAUUUACUCUCAGAUCCAGGAAAUGGCUUCCGAUUUUGAACUAAAUAGUUCAGUUUAGUGUCACAACACCUGACUGCACCAAACAGUUGGCAGACAAUUUUGAUUUGGUAAGGCCAGUUGAUAUUGAUUGAUGGCUUGGAUUUGUGCUGUGGAUGUGGCAGCUACUGAGUUAUGUGCUGUAAAAUACUGCUGAUCAUUUGAUGAUUCAAAAGUGUGAGACUUACUUGAAACAGCCAAAAGAUUAGUGUGUAGUACUAGUAUGACCAAUCACAAGAGGUGCAGUGAGACUAUUUGCAUCUAAACUGGAGAAGGUAGCGGUGGGGAAAUGUACAAUGUUUGAAUAUGGAGUAGUGAAGUUAUGGUAAGACAGGACGCUUUGAGCUGCAUUUUGGAACUGUGUUUUAUUUUAAUUUUUUUUUAACUUUACUGACAUUGCAUUGCAUAGUAACAAAAAUGAAUCCAAAGGGGGAAACGCAUUCUGUUCACAAACUCACAAAGCAACAAUCUGUAUUGUAACUGUGAUGUCACCCCAUCAUUACAUUCACUGAUGAGGUCCCAACAUCAUGUCACAUCAGUGAUUGACAAUGCUAAUGAGCAACUCAUCAGCCACACAAACAUUUAUCCAAACACUGAUUGUUGAUUCCUGUUGGCAGCUUACUGGUACUUUCCGUAUGAGAACAAGACUCUUCUUUGCUCUGAUAUGUCGCCUAAAGGCUUUUUUGAAUUCUUUGAGCUUAAGGCACUCUGCAAAAACACUUAGGUGCGGCACGUAAGCCUUUCUAUGGCAGAAAGGCCAGAAGAAGAUCACGAUACACAUCAGGGCGAAGAGAAGAAAUGAAACAAUGAAAGUCAACUGAUUCUCAUUCUGUCUAUAUGAGAUGAGAUGUGCGGAGUAAAAGCAAAAUGUUCCACACAUUUUUUUUGCCUUUUGACCUUUGACCACAGACAUUAAGGUUUUGUAAAAGGGUUAAUUUAAUAAAUUAUUAGUCAAAACAUCUGUAUAAAUAAUUGCUAGUUGCAACAAUACUCUUUUCUCACUGUGCCCUGGUGGGGUCAGACGUCUAAUGCAGAAUGAUUCCUGCAUGAUUUGAAAAAUAUUUAUACACCAAAUUCGUGUGAGGUGACCCUUGAAACUCUUUUAUUGGGGUUUAUAGUUAAAAUCUUUAGGUGAAAUCUAUAAAAUUUAUAACCAUCAAAGUGGAAAGUCUUUUUUGGACACUUGUCAUUGUUUACAGUUAAAUGUCAAGUUAAACAUCCAUAAAGUAUUCUCUGUGAGAAGAAAGGAGGAGAUUCCACAUGAAAAGCAGCUACAUACUUUCUUUUCAAUUAUUUGUUCUCGGAUGAUUGAGCUCAGUGGUCUUUUCUUUUUUAAUUUGUCAUUAUUAAAAAAAAACAUGUUGGUGGCCCGCCAUAGAUUUACAUAGGCAGGGAAAUCAGGUGUUAAGAUGUAUAUAAGUCGGGUUUUGAGUAACUACAGCCCCAGCUAACCCAGCUAAUUGUUAAACAAAAAACUCUGAAAGUGGCAGUAUAUGUGUGUGGGUGAGUGUGUCCUCAAAUUUGCUUUCAUAUAUAGUAUCAAACAGGGUAAGCCUAGUCGCACAUACUAAUUAUAGAACAUAUUUCCUUUCAAUGUUUUGAGUCUAGUUUCAUAAGUGAAAAUAACAUCAUCUUACAGUGUGUUACAACUUGUACACCAGCUGAGUCCUUGAUGUACCAUUUACCCCAUUUGUAGUACAGCGUCUUUUGUGUCACAGUGUCCAUUGUGAAGUGACUGUGUGAGUGGUAGAAAUAGGUAUUGGUGAGUAUAAGGUUAUGCAGGUCACGAGCAGUGGCCUCAUUGGACUUUAGAGGUGGUUUGAGGCAGGAGGGGGGCAGAAGUGCCCUUUAUGGGUGGCAGAGUAGUAGAUCCAUAGUGCAGGUUGCUGGCUCUCUGCCCAGACAUGCCAUGUGGGGUUCAGAUGGCAGGGUGGAAUAAAAGGAGAGGGGAGCGCACCGCUCUCUAGCAGCUGGUGAGGGAAACAAGAACAACAUUUUGUUUCACCUAUUCACCUUAUCAAGACGUUUCAUUUUUCUUCAUAUUCCAUAUACUUUGACUUUUUUUAAAUCUCCCAUAUUAAAAGAAGUUUUUUGUGAUUUGUUGGUUUUUGCCACACCAGCAGUGAGCAUUGUAGACCAGCCAACAGGACGACUGAGGCUUCUUUCCUCUCUCGCUGCGUUCUCAGGAUAUGAAAGAGACCACCAGUGACAUCAGAAAGACUGAUGUAGGCUAAUGAAAUCUCCAGAUGCCAGCAGUCACCACAACCACUAAGUUCCUUGUCAGGUUUGAUUUUGUUCUGCUAAGUUACCUGCAACUUUGUCCCGCUUAAAUAUGAGGAUAUGUCAAGGCACAUUUAGUUUCUAUUAUAAUGAAGUGAUUAAACCGAGAGCUGCUUGGUGGAGAAAGCCAUUUUGCCCUUGUCCCUGUGUUGUCAUUGCUCUGGUUAUUCGAAGCAAGAGCACCAUCCUCUCAGUCCUUGUCGUGGGAAAGACUGAAAGAAUGAAAUUACAUCGCUCUCAUGCUGGACUAUUUUGAGCUCCCAAAGAGAGUGGCAGAGGGCAGACGCCAGGUUCUAGUGACUCGUCGGUACUUAGGGCAGGAGAAUCCCUCUAGCCCCAGCACGUCUGCAGCCUCUGACUUUGUACUGCUGAAGCACUUUCACGAUCAUAACGAGGAGAGGAGUGGAAGAAUGCUGUGUGCCACAUCGCCAGGUGAGUGUGUUGGCACUCCCAGACUCAAGCCAGAUCUGGAGCCUGAUGACAACACAUCAUUCUACAUCCUAAAUGUGGGCCAGCCCCAGGCUAUGGUCACGAACCACCAGUCUAUUGGCCUGCCUCGUCAUGGUAUGCAGUCUCACUCCCAGGUCAUCAACACUUCCCCACGCCUUCAGUCACACAAAUCAGGAUUGGCUCAUCCAGGCUACGAGGUACAAGACUCCAAGUAUGGCUCCUCCCCUCUUCUGCCCUCUGCUCCUAUGGAGGCACCGAAGGCCUUUGAAUGUCCCAGUAUCCAAAUCACCUCCAUCUCCCCUAGCUGCCAGCAGGAGAUAGGUCCCAAUGGAGAGGAUCUGAGGGCCAAUGGCCCAGAUGGGGACUAUCACGGUGACAGACCUCUAUCCAGAGACCACCUGUAUUUGCGGCUGGACCACUCAUACCGGGACUCUUCGCUCAGUCCUAGCCCAUGCAGCAGUCUCUCUUCUAGGAGCUGGUUCUCUGAUGCCUCCUCAUGUGAAUCAUUCUCACACGUCUAUGAUGAUGUUGACUCAGAGCUAAAUGAAGCAGCUGCCCGGUUUACCUUGGGCUCCCCACUUACUUCCCCAGGCUGUGCCUCCCCUCAAACCGGCGGUGGAGUUCUGGAGGAGCAGCCCCAUUGGCAGCACCAGCACCCUGCCUUUGUGCACCACUCCCACUCCAUCAGCCUGUCACCGCGACAGUCACCCUGCCACUCGCCACGCACCAGUGUCACUGAUGAAAAUUGGCUCAGCCCGCGGCCACCUUCCAGGCCAUCUUCCCGUCCCACCUCACCCUGCGGGAAGAGGCGUCACUCUAGUGCAGACAUCUGCUAUCCCGUCUCAUUGUCUCCACAUCACUCACCCACACCCACGCCAGGACCUUCACCCAGGGGCAGCGUUACAGAAGACACCUGGGUUGGCAGUCCUUCUGUGGGCAUGUCGCCCUUCCAGUGCUGCCCAUCAGAGGCAGACAUCCCAUCUAAGACAAGGAAGACCUCACAGGAUAGAACAACUAUGCAGUCUGGGAAAGGGGAGCUGGGGCUAGAUGACCAAGGAAAUAUGUCGCCUAAUCUAGACUCUCCCUCAGACGAGGCCUUGCACAGCCUGAAGAAAGACGGGCCUGGGGAACAAUUCCUCUCAGUGCCCUCCCACUUCUCAUGGAAUAAACCCAAGCCUGGUCACACACCUAUAUUCAGGACCUCCUCCCUGCCUCCCUUAGAUUGGCCAUUGCCAAGCCAGUUUGGCCAAUAUGACCUGAAGAUAGAGGUACAACCCAAAGCCCACCACCGAGCUCACUAUGAGACCGAGGGCAGCCGAGGAGCCGUCAAAGCAGCGUCUGGUGGCCACCCUGUCGUCAAGCUCAUUGGCUACAGCGAGAAGCCCGUCAACCUGCAGAUGUUCAUUGGGACGGCGGAUGACCGAUACUUGAGGCCGCACGCCUUCUACCAGGUGCACCGGAUCACCGGGAAAACUGUAGCCACAGCCAGCCAAGAAAUCGUAGUCUCCAGCACCAAGGUUCUCGAAAUUCCUCUGCUGCCCGAGAACAACAUGUCAGCCAGCAUCGACUGCGCCGGUAUCCUUAAGCUGCGGAACUCCGACAUCGAGCUGCGGAAGGGAGAGACAGAUAUAGGAAGAAAGAACACACGGGUUCGCGUGGUGUUCAGAGUGCACAUCCCUCAACCUAACGGGAAGGUGCUGUCGCUGCAGGCUCCCUCCAUUCCUGUGGAGUGCUCCCAGCGUUCAGCUCAGGAGCUGCCGCAGGUUGAGAAAUCCAGCCUGACCAGUUGUGUGGUCAGCGGUGGAGAAGAGCUGGUCAUCACGGGCUCCAACUUCUUCCCAGAGUCCAAGGUCAUCUUCCUGGAGAAAGGCCCUGAUGGACGACCACAAUGGGAAGUUGAGGCAAAAAUAAAACGUGAGAAAACUCAAGGAUCAUGCAUCGUGGUGGAGGUUCCUUCCUACCACAGUAAGACUGUGGGCUCAGCUGUGCAGGUGCAGUUUUAUGUCUGCAAUGGCAAGCGGAAAAGGAGCCAAUCACAACGCUUCACUUACCUUUCAGUCAUGGUGAAACAGGAGCACAGGGAUGAGUUGGACCUUCCUGCAAUACCCCCUAUGUCCAUGCCCCUGGCACAUAAUGCCAGUCUGGUGCGCACCCAGCUGCCUUCUCCUGAGCAGUGCCACCCAACAGAUAACCUUCUGUCCAGCUCCCCUCAUGGCCUGGCUGCAGGCUCUGGAGCUGGCCUGCUACCCCUGCAGGCCCCUUGCCCCUCCCUGGGCUCCCCAUCUUUCCAGCACCUGCCUCACCUCCAGAGUCGCAGUUUGCACCACCCCCCUGCGGAUUGCCACAUGACGUUCCACCCGAGCUCUGCUCCUGCUCCUCUUCCUGCUCCUCCCCAUCCCUCCUACCAGCAUAUGCAGCACAGCCACGGUCAUAGCCUGCCUUUCAAUGGCCAGUCCGGCCUUCCUCCUCAGGGCUACGAGAGGAUGCCCUUUCAGCAGAGCCCCACUGCAGCAUCACACCCAAUGGCUUUGGGGAUGGUGUACCCCUCUUCCCCUUGCUCCUCACCAUCAGCUCCCUCCUCUUUAAGCAUGGCUGGGUCUCCACAGAGUCAGCAAUCUCUGCUUUCGCCCUCAUCUCCACAUCUCCACACACUUGCAGGCUAUCACUGCUCUCCAAAUCCAACCCAGGUCUCUUCUCCCAGUUGUCACCCCCUUGUAGGGCAGCACUCCUCCCAGCUGCAGAGGGCCCUGGGCUACCACCCGGUAGGUCAAAGGUCAGCCUCUUGCCCCACACCAUCCAGCGCACCUCCGCCAAGGAUGAUCCCCUCUCCGCACUCCGGGCCUUCCUCCCCUCAGCUCCAUUCGCUGCCCUACCAGUCUCCCACCUCCUCCUCCCCUACUUCAGGUGGCAGUCCUUUGGGGCCUCUUCAACAGCAGCCCUCUCCGCAGGCUACAAGUCCAGUCAUGGCCAGCCUGUCCCCUGCAGCAGUGGGCCCUCUGGUUCACCCUCUGAGCCCUCAGGGGCCCUUCCCAUCGGACAGCGAGAGUCUGAACAUCAAGCAGGAACCAGAGGAGAGGGAGCCCACCUUCCGCUCUAUCGGCCUGCAGGACAUCACGCUGGAUGAUGUGAAUGAAAUCAUCGGCAGAGACCUGUCCCAGUCCCCCAGUGCUCAUGGUCCUCCAUCAGCACACAACCAGUCAUAGCUCAGCCCCUCUCUCAGGCUCCCUGUGGAACACCCCCCCCUCUAAGCCGAGGUCCUGAUCCUGUGAUCGACGGGACGGGAGAGAGGAGGAGGAGACGAGGCUGUGCUGGGUGAUUCUGUUUAAAGCCUCCUGGACCCUGUGAGCUCCACCAGCCUGAGAAGAAGAGCCUCUCUCAUCUGAUACUGAACAGUUUGUCCUUUUCAAAGAAACACAGAGAAAUCCCACAACCUGGAUCAAGAAGAAGAUGAACAGGAGAAAACAGCCACGUAGAUUUGUAAACUGAGGGUGAAGCGGUUGGAGAAUAACGAGGAGCGGCUCUUCUGUCGGUCCUCAGGUGUCAAGAUGUGACCGACCCUCCCUCUUCAUCGGGGGGUGCACCUGAUCCUGCAAAGCACUGCCGUCCUCUCGACCAAUCAGCUCUCUUCGUGAGUUCAGAGCACUCAUAUGUCAGGAGUCAAGUUUCUGCAGCGGAGACAAGACAUCAGAGCGUCUCGCUGCGACUCUCACCAGCAUCGACCAUCGACCACGACGUCACAGCUGCUGUUCUGACGUUUCUUCAGGAUUUUUUACAAACAGCCGUGUACUGAGCACAACAGGAGGUGAUCCCACUCGGGGAUUUUAGACCUGGAAACUUUAUAUUAGACGUGAAAUUUGAUCAUUGAAAUUUCUAAUCAAACCAAACUGUCAGAUUCAGUAAAAAAACUCCACUCUUCUUUUCUCCCUUUUAAAAUUAUAAAACGAUGAAUGCCCUGGGUGCAGGGGCCUGGCAGAGAAAAACCAGCUCCCCUGGUGCUGGUUACAGGAUCUGCAACAUUCCACAACUUUUAGAAACCUUUGCAGCCGUGUAGAUAUCUGUACAUGACCCCCUGUCCCAUACACCUCCACCUGUCUCUUCUCUACGUCCUCCCUCUCCUCCUGAUCCUCAUCCUCACGUUGAACAAAUGCCUUAUUAACAUUUUUAGCAGCUUUGAAUGCUAGCAAAAGCUUUUUUUCUUUUUGGUUGUUUUGCACAGCUGGCUUUGAGUUUGACUUUGAUAUUACUCCAUAGACAGAUGGUACGACGAUAUUCAUGAAUCCUGACGAGGGGAUUCAGGACUGAGUGAACCCUCCUGUUUUCGUUGAAAGAUGUUUUGAAGACGCCCGUUUGUUCCAUGUUACAGAGAAGUGUUUUUCUUCACCCACAGAGACGGACCAUCUUGGCCUCUGACAUUUCUUUUUCAUGCAAUAACCCCCUGACAUCUCCCAGGGACCUCGUGUGCCUUCUAUUAAAUAACAGGCACCAGAGCUGUGACCGGACGACAGCUGAGGUGACAAACUGUAGGAUGGGUAAAGUUUUGAAAGUAUUUUAUACAUAAUUAUGUCUAUAUAUUGCAUUUAUGUGUUGACUCCGCCCUUCUUCGACUCCCUUUCUGUAAUGAUCAAGGUAAAAAUCCCAAUAGUCCAGAGAGCAACAUCUGGAUGUGACGGGGUCUUCCACCCCCCCGGUUUCAAACAAUCGAUAUGUGCUGUUCACAAUCAAAGUCUCGUCCUGAACAGUCUGAUUUCCUGUUCUUUACACAUAUGCAGUGCCUAUGUGGCAGCAAUAACACAACGUUGAUUUGGUUUUUAAAAAGUAUUUCCACACACCUGAUGAGUGUGUGAGCGGACGGGUUCAGAUUCGGAUUAGAAGAUUUCCAUUGGCUUCUUUAUUCUUUUUUUUUUUUGCCUUAAGCUUGACAAUGACGCUCCCGCCUGCGAGAGCCGUUUGAAGUCCUUUUCCAGGUGAAAACGAUUCUGCUAUGCAUUCAAAGUUCUGCCUGAUGCCUUUAAAAUAAAAAAACACGACAAAAAAAAGACCUUGAUGCCUAUAGAAGUGUAGACAACUGUAGACACGUUGUAGAUGCUGGGUUGAUUCUGUUGUUAGCGUCCUGCAUUCGUCCAAUCAGCCUCGUCCAGGACACAGCGCGAGCAUCUUUAAAAGGGUUGGAUAUGUGUGUGUGUGUGUGUGUGUGUGUGUGUGUGUGGAUGGUCGGUGUUUCUACCAAAUAUGCUGUACAGAAGACAGGGAUUUAAAGAGUCCUAUUUCAACAACAGAAGCACACGUGUGUAUUUAAUCUAUGCAAACUAUAAGAAGCAAAUGUGAAAUAUGAGAAAUGAGAUUAGACUAUUUGUAACGUCGCGUAAAAAAAAGAGGAGAAAUAAAACAUUCAGAUAGUGAGAGCAUCACGUCACUAUGUAAACUGUUAGGAGGCCUUAACUCUUGUGUCUGUGUAUGCUGUUGAGUUGAUUUUCCCCUCAAAGACAUAAGUGAAUAAUAUUAUAAUUAAAAUUUUGGGGGAUUUUGAGCGGGGGGGGGCAGGAUGGGUUGGAGAAGGGAGAUGGCGUCUUCUUUUCUUCUUUUUUUUUUUUUGUGCAUACAAAGCAGGUUGUGCAGCUUCAAAGACUUGAGUCAACAAAAAAUAAAAAUGAAAAACCAGCAUCGACAGUAAAUCUCUGGCUGCCGUCCUCCUCUGUCACAACCAAAGACCGAACAACAUGUUCCCACUUUACACGAUGGUAAAGCAACAGAGACUGUACUACUCUAUUUUUGAUACUUUCAAAUGGAUGUCAUUCCUAAAAGGUUGAGGUCUGAGUGUCUAGUGUAUAUAUACAUUCUAUAUAUACACUAGACACUCACACAUACAUAUAUGAAAUUGUUUUGUAAAAUAAAAGGGAAAUACAGGUUUAGCUGAUGUUUACCGAGCCUUGUAUUGUCAUUUCUUGUAUAUUUUGUAUGUUAAAUUUUUUUUUUGUAAUUUUUAAGACUGCAGUGCUUUUUGAAAUUAUUCAAAGGGAAAACCUUGCAUCAUAAUGUAGGCUCUAAAGUAGUGUAUAUCAAUAAAACUGAAAACUCA